UAAUUAAUAAUAUAUAAUAAUAAAUAAAUAAAAUAUAAAUAAUUACUCAUUGUUUAAACAAUAAUGAUAAUUACCAUGAUUUUAUAAAAAAAAUUUAAUUUUUUAAAUGUUGGCCUUGAGUUUCGCAAUCAUGGCAACCAAAAUAAAAUCAUUAUGAAAAAAUGUUCUAAGUGGGUGUUUAAUAAAAUGAUAAAAUUUAUCAGUCCUAAAUAAAGUAAAUGUAGAGCAGUUAUUAAGAAAUGAGUGGUUCUGAGAAUACUAGCCCUCCUAAGGAGACAAUCCAAGAGGAAAAAGAAAUUUCCAAACAAUCAUUGCGGCGUCAGGUUUGGGAGCUUCUUAAUAAAAAUAAAGUCUCCACAUUUCCAAGACCUUUCGGUAGAAUCCCGAAUUUCAAGGGAGCUGAUUUGGCUGCAGCUAAAUUGCUCGAACUUGAAGAGUUUUGUAAUGCAAAAUCAGUGGAAAUAAAUCCUGAUAAGCCUUUGGAACAUUCGCGAAUCUUAGCCUUGGAACAGGAAAAAGAGUUAUAUGUUCCAAUACCAAGACUGAAAAAUUGCCUGUUAAAAAAACUAAAGAAAGAUGAGGAAACUGAUGUUAAAAAAAUCAUUAGCCGAUGGGGUAUUGAACACAUGGGUGAAAUGAUAGAUUUAAAUGAUCCUGUUCAUAUUGAUUUAUUUGUUUUGGGCAGUGUGGCUGUUUCAAAGCAGGGAUACAGAAUUGGCAAAGGAAGAGGCUAUGCUGACUUGGAAUUUGCAAUUUUAAAAGAAAUGAAAGCAGUCAACAAUAACACAGUUAUUGUUACAACUGUUCAUGACUUGCAAGUGUUUGAUGAGUUGCCUGUGGAAUUAUUUCAAAAAUAUGAUGUUCCAGUUGACUAUAUUUUGACUCCUACACAGAUUAUUAAAGUAGAGAAAAAAUUGCCCAGGCCUGAAAAGAUUUUUUGGGAGAUUUUAUCUAAAAGAAGAGUGAAUAUGAUGAAAACACUUCAAAUACUAAAAGAAAAACACAAAGGGGAAGGUAUUGAAACUACUCUGAAGGAGGAAGAUUCAGAUGUUGAUGAGGGUGGUAGGGUGAGAAAGUUCAGGAAACCAUUUCGCAAGAAUAGCAAUAGCAACAGCAAGACUGAUAAGGAAAAUUCCAAUCCCAGACCAGAUAGAAAAUAUAAUGGAAGACGGUUUUACAGGAGGAAAUCUGGAAGCAAAAAUGAACCAGAGUCUUCCAAUGAGACAGAAAAAAGAGAUACUCAAGAUUCUGAAAACUCCCCAAAACGGCGUAAAAAUCCCCGUCGUCCUUACAGACGUUUCCAUAUUGACUACUCCUUGAUGGUUAGCAAUAUAGAGCGAAAUGUUCGUGUCCGAGAUUUAAAGAAUGCCCUUAUUAAACACGGUAUCAAGCCAGACGACAUCACCUGGAAAGGGUACAAAGGCUUUUGCUAUCUGCACUACGCCAAACCCACCAAUAAGGCAACGGAUAAAGAAAACGAGUCUCAAAAACCAUUUUCGGUGGAUAACGUGAUUGAUAUACUUCAAUCGUUGAAGUUGACUUCGGAUUCCCAGUUCGAAGUCAAAGUUAUGGAGCCCAUCACCAGAAUUGAAACCACGGAUGUUACUUCCGUAGCACAUUAUGAAAUUAGUCCAAGUUUGAUGAUGAUUCUGUUUGUUUUGUCUGUUGCCGCUGUUUUGCCGGGUUUAUUAGACUGCGAUGGCUUGGUUAGCGUUAGAAAAAAUCAAGUUUUGGAGAUCAAAAAGCAUUUGAAGAGAUUACGGAAAGAAGAGGGUGCAAUUAAGCUUGUAGGGGGUAGGGGCGAAUUUGAAGGAAAUGUUGAAAUUCUGCACAAUGGGACAUGGGGGGCGAUUUGCGAUGACGAGUGGGACACAGCAGAGGCCCAAAUAAUUUGCAAACAGCUGGGUUAUGAUAAUGGAAUUGCAGAACCAACGGUUAACUCAUAUUUUGGACCUGCUAAACGUCGUUACUGGAUGGACAACAUUUACUGCAGUGGAACAGAACAUGAAAUUCAUUCAUGUAGAUUUGACGGUUGGGGGGAAAAUGAUUGUUCUAAAACUGAAGCAGCAGGAGUUAUAUGCGUAGAUCAAGACAAGAUUAUAAAAGUUGAUUCUUCCAAUGAAGUUGAGAAAGUGAAAUCAUCAAUUGUUAAAAUACCUAAAGUUUCUAAGAUAAGAUUGAGAAAUGGUAGAAUUGAUACCGAGGGUCGUGUGGAAAUUAAAAGCAAUAAUGGUAAAUGGGAAGUUAUGUGUGGGGAUGGCUGGUCUCUAUUAGAAGCAAUGAUUGUUUGCAAAAUGUUAAAUUUAGGCUACGCAAACGAUGCAAUGCAAACCGACUACUUCGGAGGAAACCUUACCUCAGAAAGCAUGGCUGGAGUUAAAUGCCUUGGCAACGAAAACUCUUUAUCCCAGUGCACUCACGACGCAGACCUCACAGGAAAAUGCAAAAGCAAAGACGUAGCGGCCGUAUCGUGCACCCCAACCAUGGCAGAUCUAGUCCUGGACCACAUAGAUCUCAUGAGAACAGCUCACCUGGAAGACAAGCAGAUGUUUUUCCUGACAUGCGCAAUGGAAGAAAACUGCGUUGCUUCUUCGGCGUACGAGAUACAGAGAGAAAACAAUGCAUGGCAUCUGGAAACAAGGAGAUUGCUAAGGUUUACAGCGAGGACUUUCAAUGCUGGAACUGCCGAUUUUAGACCGAUCAUUCCUAAGAAUAUGUGGGAAUGGCAUAUGUGUCACAUGCAUUAUCACAGCAUGGAGGUUUUUGCCACUUUUGAUAUCUACAAUGAAAAAAACGAAAGAGUUGCAGAAGGCCACAAGGCAUCAUUUUGCUUGGAAGAUAACCAAUGUUUACCAGGCGUAAAACCAAGAUUUGCGUGUGCAAAUUUUGGUGACCAAGGAAUUUCAGUAAAUUGUUCAGAUAUUUACAAGUACACAGUCGAUUGUCAAUGGGUUGAUAUUUCCGAUUUGGAACCAGGAAAAUACACGAUGAAAGUGGCAAUUAAUCCAGAAUUUAAAAUUCCCGAAAUGAGUUACGAUAACAACGCAGCUGUUUGUGAUUUUUUGUACACCGAGACGUUUGGUUCUGUAACUAACUGCACUGUUGUAAGACCCUAGUAGUAAUUUUCGUAGU
Messenger RNA from Brassicogethes aeneus, 3132 nucleotides. NCBI's taxonomy places the organism in Eukaryota, Metazoa, Arthropoda, Insecta, Coleoptera, Nitidulidae. The record is from the annotation of a GenBank genome assembly.